CUGAUUAAAUCAAAUCAGCGAAGAAGAUGCGCUGCAGCUGUUAAUCAUAAGAGUGUGUGACUGAGUGGUAAUUUUCGCUCAUUAUACUGACAUCUAUUCAGUCUUCAGUUUCAGGUGGGAGUUGGUGCAGCUGCAAUGAUGUCCAAGCAGAGCACAUGGACUGCAGCAGUGGCCACUAUGUUAGGAGCCACUCUCGGUGGUCUUUUCCUCUGGCGCAGCAUCCGCACUCAAAAGAAAAAGGCCCUCAAUGGCCCCUCUUCGGCUGAGCCUGUACAAGCCCAGCUAGAAGUGGAAAUCAUCCCCUCACCAGAGUCGUCGGCACCACCACAAACCCAGAAGCCUCUGCGUGCACAAACACUGUUAGAGGUGCCGCCCGUGGUCGUGAGUUCUCUAGACGAGUGGGAAACGCUUUGGCCUGCGUUUCAAAAGGACCUUUCGAUUUGUCCGGUUUUGGGCUUGGACUGUGAAUGGGUAAAAAGUGUGCGUGUGUCGGUCAAAGGCAAGGCCUGUGCGGUGUCUUUACUUCAGAUGGCGACGUUUUCCGGCCGCUGUAUGCUGGUCAGACUGCUGACGUUUCGUAACGCGCAGAUUCCUCUACCGAAGGCUCUCGUGGGGGUCCUGUCUGACCCCUCUGUGCUGAAGGUCGGGGUGGGAUGUUAUGAGGAUGGGAAACGCUUGACCCAUGAUCAUGGUCUGACUCUGAGAUGCACAGUGGACCUCCGUUAUCUUGCACUCAGACAGAAGCAAGCGGUGCUGAAUAACGGCUUGAGCCUGAAGUCUCUGGCUGAAGACCUGCUGAAUAUCUCGCUGGACAAAUCUCUGGAGCUGCGCUGCAGUGACUGGGAGGCAGAUGUGUUGACCCAGGAGCAGAUGACCUAUGCAGCACACGAUGCCCAGAUCUCCAUAGCCCUGUUCCUCCACCUGCGGGGGAUGAGCAAAGAGCCCCGUGUGCCCGCUGAGGGUGAAUCGGCGCUCGUCCCGCUGCUAGCCUGCUGUCAGGGACUGGUGGAUGUGCCGUUUAGGGAACGCCAUAGUGCUGGAGAGGGGGAGGAAGGGGAGAGGCGACGGCGGAGCCGAAAGUCCACAGUGGAGAGUCCUGAGUCUGGAGACCAGCAAGUUCCAGACCCACGGCGAAACAAACGCAAACCACUGGGCAUUGGCUACUCGGCCAGGAAAUCCCCCCUUUAUGAUAACUGUUUCCUUCAUGCUCCUGAUGGUCAGCCACUCUGCACAUGUGACAAGAAGAAAGCUAAAUGGUACCUGGAAAAGGGUAUAGGAGAAUUGGUCAGUGAAGAUCCCUUCAUCGUCCGGCUGCUGUUUGAGCCGUCAGGGCGUCCCGACUCGCAGAAAGACUAUUACCUCACAGCCAAAGAGAAUCUCUGUGUGGUGUGCGGGAAAGCAGAGUCUUACAUCAGGAAGAACAUUGUCCCACACGAGUAUAGGCGCCACUUCCCGGCUGAGAUGAAGGACCACAACUCGCACGACAUACUGCUGCUGUGCACCUCGUGCCACGCGGCCUCAAACGUGUACGACGGGCUCCUGAAGCAGCAGCUGGCCGAGGAUCACUCCGCUCCGCAGGGCUGCGAGGAGGGCAUUCGGCUGCUCGAGGACUCGGACCGGCGCAGGGUGCGCUCGGCCUCACGGGCUCUCCUCAGCUCCAGCAACGGCAUGCCCCAGUCCAGAAAAGAGGAGCUCCUGUCGGUCAUCCAGAGCUUCUAUUGCAGCGGACAGCAGGAGGUCACGCAAGAGAUGCUUCAGAAAGCUGCAGCGUUGGAGACCAGGAUCUGUAACGAGAGUUAUGUUCCACAUGGACUGAAGGUAGUGCAGGCGUACGCCGAGCGCGGUCUGCGUGGCCUGAUGGAGCUGGAGCGCUGCUGGCGCCAACACUUUCUGACCAGCAUGAAGCCCCGCCAUUUGCCCCCUCUCUGGUCCGUCAACCACAACCAUGACAAAUAUCUGCGCAAGUAUGGCGAGGACCUUCAAAUCCAGCUCAAUUGAGCUCCUCGCCACCCAAACAAAAAGACUCUGUGCUACAACUGCUGGAAUAGGACGGUUCCCACUGUGUGUUUAACACCUUUGUGACCUGUCCUGUGUUGUUUGAGUGUGUACCAGAGACACUCGCUCUGGCCACAGGCAAGCCCUGGUGUUGACUUCCAAAUGAGAAAAUAAGACUAGACUGUGGCCCCAGUUUGAAUGGGCUCUAAGGGACCAGAUGGAGAUUGGGAAACAGACUCUUUGGGGAUCGGGAGCCACUGUGGUGAAACUCAAGGAUGGUGCGAAAACAGAAAUGGUGAUAGGUAUAAUAACAACGUAAUGCGCACACUUUUUAAUGUUUAAAAUGUUGAAAAGCAUUCUCAUUUCCCUGUGGAAAGUAGAUUCUACUGUAUUUUAACCAGCCCAAACCUGCUCUUCUUAUUUCUUAAUCCUUAAUUGAAUACAACAUUCAUAGGCAGGUUUGAGGCCAUAUUAAAUAUUAUGUCAAGCGUUAAAUCAGUUUGUCUUUUGAGGCUGUAAAAAAUGACCAUUUUUACUUAAAUGCCCAUAAUGGAGCUUUAUCAAUUCAGUUUAAAAUUUCAGGCUAUUUAGUGGGUUUUGAAGAAAACUUCCUUUGUCUUUGAAAGACUGGACCAAAUUAAGCCCAGCCUGGCACAUGUCGUCUAUACUAUAAUCUUUCUUGAAGUCAGGACACCUCUAAAACACACCAGAACAUCUUUCGGUGUGUGUGUGUGUGUAUGUACACACAUAACCCUGACCGAUUGAAGACGCGCUAAAAUGAUGCUGGAAGAAAUUCUCAACAAGAUUUCAUGGUGCCAGUUUGUGUUUCAUUUGCAUUUACAGCCAGAGAGAUUCAGCUCCAUGGAUGGCAACGCAUAUAAAUGGCCAAAUCAAGGAAACUGACGUCUGAGCCUAACAUUUAUAAUUUAACUUAAGAAACACUAAAGUUUUUUAUUUACAUUUGUCCAUAUGUAACCUAUUAAAAACUGCUGUGUUUCCUUAAUGUCAAUUAAAAUAAAUAAAAUUUCAAAUCUUAAGACUGAA
Messenger RNA from Pimephales promelas (fathead minnow), 3039 nucleotides. It is a transcript of the gene exd2, whose product is annotated as exonuclease 3'-5' domain containing 2. Gene Ontology annotation, molecular function: nucleic acid binding; 3'-5' exonuclease activity. Gene Ontology annotation, cellular component: nucleus; cytoplasm. The record is from RefSeq and is a predicted model, not a curated record. Gene Ontology annotation, biological process: nucleobase-containing compound metabolic process. NCBI's taxonomy places the organism in Eukaryota, Metazoa, Chordata, Actinopteri, Cypriniformes, Leuciscidae.